Molecule: messenger RNA, 12566 nt
Organism: Aspergillus wentii DTO 134E9
Lineage: Eukaryota; Fungi; Ascomycota; Eurotiomycetes; Eurotiales; Aspergillaceae
Exons: 2
Coding region: 63-12467 (4134 amino acids)
Biological process (GO): amino acid activation for nonribosomal peptide biosynthetic process; secondary metabolite biosynthetic process
Cellular component (GO): cytoplasm
Molecular function (GO): catalytic activity; phosphopantetheine binding
Source: RefSeq, a predicted model, not a curated record
CAUAUAGAGCCUUUCUUGAAAGCCAUUUCAGCAAGGGGUCAAGAAAUUAUAUUCACUCAAUCAUGAUUAUCCUACCGCCCAAGCCUGCCCUUGCCGGCCAAACAUCCCAUGAAGACGACAUUCUCUCUGGAAACCCAUCGACCAAAUACUCUGAUGCUUAUCCUCGCAUCUCAUCUCCAGACCACACUUUUACCACCACUAAAACCCACAAACAUGAAAAAAGGCCAUUCAACUUUGAUAUUUCUAUCCCAGAACUUGACUUUGGGGUUUCAGCAACGGCCAAAGCAUGUGCGGCUUGGGCUGUUCUACUUGCCUCGCAUGGAUGCAUGGCCAAACUGAAUCUGUUUGCCCAGGGAUCAGGUGAUUUCAUCGCCCACCUUGACAUUUUUGUCCAGUGGACCUCGCACGUCAGCGACUUCACCCGCCAGGUCGAGGCCAAACUGGAAGACUCUCUCCUAGACGCGGCUGACACGAUCUACUCCGACGAAACGAGCACCUCCAGCGAGGAACGAGAGUACGAUCUGGCUUUUCUCAUUGCCUUUUCCCGAAGCCCGCCUGGAUUUGGAGAGCUUCUUCUCGAGUGUCGCGCACAAGAUGGCAGGAUCCGUGCUAGGGUUGUUAGCCACGACCGCCCCUCGGACAAGGCGUUGUCAACACACCUCCUCAGGCAAUAUGAAUAUAUCGCCCGUGAGAUUUGUUUGUCAGAAAACACUGAAAAGCCGCUGGUUGACUUGAAAGCCAUUUCAGUUCAAGACCUCAAGCAAAUCUGGACUUGGAAUGCCCGUGUCCCCCAGAGCGUCAAUGUCUGCAUCCACGAAGCAUUCAUGGAAAGAGCACGGCAGCAUCCCGACCUUUUGGCUGUUUCAGCACAUGAUGGCCAACUGACAUAUCGCGAGUUGGAUGAUCUCUCAACCCGCCUUGCCAAUGUUCUCAUCAUCCAAGGUGUCCAGCCUCAAAGCAUCAUACUGAUCUUGAUUGAGAAAUCAAUGUGGGUUCCUGUUGCGCAGAUGGCUGUCAUGAAAUGUGGGUGCGUCUCGACGGUGCUCGAUGCUUCGCUCCCAAUACAGCGACAGAAGUCUAUUGCCGAGCUGGUCCAGGCCUCUACCAUUCUGACCUCCCCAGAGUGUGAAGAACAAGCCAAAGAAUUAGGCCUCGAAUGUGUCCCAUUUGUCCUGAACAACUUCUCCAGUCAGCACUGGCCCAACGCCCGGCCAGAUUCCCUCCCUAAAGUCAGCCCCUCGGCCUGGAUGUACAUUGUGUUCACAUCAGGAAGCACGGGUACUCCCAAAGGAGCUAUAAUCAGUCAUGCAAACUACGCCAGUGCUGUUGCCACCCAGCAAAAGGGCCUUGACUUCAGAGAAUUCGACCGAGUCUUUGAUUUUGCGUCUUAUGCUUUUGACGCUGCUUGGUGUAACGUGAUUCAUGCUUUGAUGGUUGGAGGCUGUCUUUGCAUUCCUUCCGACGAGGAACGAAAGGGAGACCUUGCCGGAGCGCUCCGUAAGUACCAGGUCAACUAUGCCGUCCUUACCCCCUCGGUGGCUUGGUUUCGCGCUUCUGAGCUCCCUGCCAGUCUUCGGACAAUUCACUUUGGAGGAGAACCACUUAAAGCUGCCCUUGUUAAGGAAUUGUCUACCCGCUCAACGGUCAUUAAUGCCUAUGGCCCUGCCGAGUGCUCAACCGUUAGCACGGCAAUUGUGGCGGACCCUAAUGACAGCAAUGACCCAACAAUCGGCACUGGCCUUGGUACCUGCACAUGGAUUGCCAAGUUAGAUGGCACAGAUCUUGUGCCCGUUGGAGAGAUUGGAGAGCUGUGGCUUGAAGGUCCCAUCAUCGGCCAAGGAUAUCUGGGUAACACCGAGAAGACUACCACGGCCUUUGUCGAUACUCCACCAUGGCUUCUCCGUGGCUGCCCCAGCCUCUCUGGUAUCACAGGCCACACUGGUCGCCAGGGACGUCUUUACCGCACUGGUGACCUUGUCCGUUACAGACCAGAUGGUAAUAUAGAGUUUGUGGGCCGCAAAGAUUCUCAAGUCAAGAUCCGUGGCCAGCGUGUUGAGCUUGGAGAGAUCGAGUACAACCUCGAGCGCGCUUUAACGAAUGAAGCUAGGGCCGAUAAUGUGCAAAUCAUCGCUGAGGUUAUCAAGCCGGAUGGCAGCGACGUGCCAACACUAGUCUCUUUUCUUUUCAUGGCGGUCAGCUCAGGAGUGUCGCCGGUAAAUGCAAAGCCUAUCCUCCACCGAGCUCUAGAGGGUAUUGAAGACCGACUAGUCAAGUUCGUACCACCAUACAUGGUCCCAUCAGCCUUUCUUCCUGUUGAGGAGGUGCCAAUGACACCCACAGGAAAGGUGGAUCGUCGACGCCUUCGUGAAGAUGGCAAGAAAAUGUACUGGCACCAGCUCAACGCUCAAUCACUGCCAGAGCAGGAAGGAGAUGAGUCUGAACUCGAAGCAAAAAUUCACAAAGUGUGGAGCGAGGUCUUGAAUCUUCCCCUUAGUAAAAUCGGGCUGGAUUCUAAAUUCACGCGUCUUGGUGGCGACUCCAUUACUGCCAUGCAAACCGUUUCGCGCUGCCGUUCCCAGAACAUUUCCAUCAAAGUUGCCGAUAUUCUGAAGCUGCAGACUAUCCGACAGGUGGCUCAAUCUAGCAAGCCCGUCCAGGAGAAGGUGAAAUGGCACAGCAUACAAGCGAAUGAAUACAACGCCUGGCCUUUGACACCGAUCCAACAGAUCUUCUUUGACAAUAAUCCUCAGGGCAUGAACCAUUAUACCCUCAGCUAUAUCGUCAAGUUAGCAAGGCAUACAUCUCAUCAGGAGCUCCUUGCAGCGCUAAUAGCUAUCACGGCUCGUCAUAGUAUGCUUCGUGCCCGCUUCCGCAGGCAUAUGGGCGAAUCAAUUUGGGAGCAGUAUAUUGCGCCAGUAGGAUCCAGCUCCUUCUUUCUCAAACAGCAUGACUUCUUGGAUCGCUCAACUAUGCAACUGGUGGUUGACGAGCGACAAGCGGGUAUGGACCUCAUCAAUGGUCCUGUCUUUGCUGUAGACGUUUUCAACAGCCCUAAUGAGGACCAGACGCUUCUCAUGAGUGCGCACCAUGUCGUGAUGGACCUCGUUUCCUGGCGUAUCGUUUGGCAUGAGUUGAGUCAGUAUUUAUCGGGGUCCACGCAACUACCACCACUUGAACUCUCCUUUCAAGAAUGGUGCUACUUGCAGCGCGAGGAAGGCGAGAAGCUCGAUCCAGCGACUGUUCUACCUUUUGACAUUACUCCGCCAAAUUUCGAGUACUGGGGCGUGAUGCCUGGUGAGGUGUUUUUUAGAGACUCGAUACUGAAUUUAUCAUUUGUCGACACCGAGGCAACCGCGCUGCUUCUGGGCGCAAGUAAUGACAGUCUCCGAACCGAGAUCUUAGAUAUCCUCGUGGGGACGCUGAUUUUCUGCUUUGCUCAAGUAUUCCCUGAUCGAAGCCCGCCUCCUGUGUUCCUCGAAAGUCAUGGUCGUGAGCCUGUAGCUGGCAUGGAUGAUUUUGACUUGUCGGAAGUCAUCGGCUGGUUUACUUCCAUUUACCCUAUUGAGCUUGGUGGCAGGUCCGAUGACUCUAUCUUUGACCUGAUAAAGUUUGCUAAAGAUAUCCGGAGGCAAGUGCCCGGUCGAGGUAGGCCUUAUUUUGCCUCUCGCUUCUAUAGUGCAGCUGGAAGGAAGGCUUUUGAAUCACACAAGAAUGUCGAGUUGAUUUUUAAUUAUCGAGGUUCGUUCCAACAGCUCGAGGACGCCAAUUCUAUGUUCAAGCUUGAAGACAGGAAGGAUCGCGAUGUUUUCAUUCCUGGCGACGGACCUGAUUACCAGCGGCCAUCUCUAGUCGAUAUGAACCUUGUCGUCCAGGAAGGGAAGUUGCAGAUCUGGACAAGAUCUCACAGGCAUAUGCGAAAUCAUGAAGCAGUCUCCCGUUGGGUGGACCUUUACGCAAAGACUCUCAGCAGCGUUGCGCAUCAGCUUGCCAGCAUGGCAACCCGCUUUACGCUCGCUGACUUUCCGCUGCUUGAUAUUUCGUAUACUGGCCUGGAGACACUCGUGAUGGAGCAGUUGGCGAGCGAGAGUAUUAAAGAGACCGACGUACUGGACGUCUAUCCUUGCACACCCAUGCAAGAGGGUAUCCUUAUCAGUUCUAACAUUGGCACGGCCUCCUACCAUACCGCUUGUAUCUGGCAGGCAAUCUCGACCGGCUCGACAGUCUGUGUCUCUCGUCUGUCAAAAGCAUGGGAAACCGUCUCGCGCAGGCAUCCGGUUUUCUCUACCGUCUUCUCAACCAAUCCCGACACUGGCCGUUUUGUCCAGGUCGUGCUGAACAGUCCCAAUAAGGCUUUCAUCUACCAGGCUACGGAUUCUGAGACUACCGUUGAGCACCUACAGCGGAUGGGAGGCUUCAAGGGCCUACCUUUGCAGCCGCAAUGCUUCUUUACAAUCUGCACUGGUCAAAAAGGUGAAGUUGCAUGUCGGCUUGACAUAACACACGCGCUCAUGGAUGCCUUGUCCUUGCCUGUGAUAGUACGAGAUCUUGAGAGGGCUUACUCCGGACAAUUCCUGUCAUUGUGCACACCUUUGCGCGACUAUAUCGAGCAUAUUCAAUGCACGCCAGCUUCGAAUCGAUUGUCUUACUGGAGUAAAUACCUUACUGGCGUAAAGGCUUGUGAUAUGCCAGGAGAUGUGGCAUUGGGUCGUUCAAAGUCUCAGCGCAACAGUCUGUAUGGGUGGAUAACCCUCCCCACUGCCAUCACGACACCUAUUGCUAGGAUAUGCCGUGAGAAUGGAUUGACUCGGUCAGCAUUCCUUCACCUUGCCUGGUCCCUCGUACUUUCUCAUUUUACAGGAAUGCGGAAAGUCUGCUUCGGCUAUCUUUCGUCUGGUCGUGACUCUCCGAUCGAUGGGAUUGAGAAUAUCGUUGGGCCCUUGAUCAAUAUGCUGAUUGCACGGGUUGACUUGGGUCAGCCUUUGCUCAAUGUGAUGAGCACCAUCAACAAGUACAACAUCGAACAUCUAGAAAACCAGCACGUUUCACUCGCAGAAGUUCAACAUGAGGUAUUCGUAAAUCAGCUCUUUAACACAAACAUCACGGUUCGCGAAGCUCGUGAAGGGCCUGGAUCUGUUGAUGGAAACAUGAAACUUGUGGAAAUAUCAGAGGAGGAUCACCAUGAGUACGACAUCGUCUUGGCUGCCACUCUCAAUAAGGACGACACCGAAGUUGGUAUCCAAUAUCGAACAGACUUUGCAAGUUUGGCCAAUGCCCAGGAAAUUCGAAUCGCCUUACAAAGUGCCAUCAAAUUUCUCGGCUCAAUUGCGCAACAGGAUGCAUCAGGCGUGACAUCUUGCGUCAAGAUCAGCGACUCACUCUAUGAUUCUUACUUCCACCAUACGGUUGGCACCGACGACUCAUCUGCUCUCGAGCAAUGGGAAUCCCAUUUUAAGGGAAUUGACGCCGGCUGCCACUUCCCUUCUCUACCCAAUGCCUCUCACAGGCCAAGCGCCAAUGCCUCGACUUCUUAUACGAUUGAGAACCCGCAAUGGCAAAGCGACCGUAAUGUGACUACGCAAAUUUUCGCCGCAUGGGCCCUUCUGCAAGCGUCCUAUGGAGGUUCCGCUGACAUCUCAAUUGGAACAGGCUCAUUGGGUGCCGAAUAUGGAGCGACAAGCAAUGCAAUGCCAAUUCCAAUGCGGAUAAAUGUAAAUCUCAACCAGGGAGUUUCCUCGUGCAUUGAUUCGGUGCAGUCGACAAUUACGACUUGGUCGAAGUUGCCACAGUUGGCUAUACACAGACUGCGCAGUCUCAACACAGAUUCGGCUCUUGCCUGUGACUUUCAGACCGUACUGAGUAUCGAGAGAGCUUCAACUUAUGACAAAACACAAAUUACUAAGACUGAAUCUAAUGUGACUCGAGCUCUUUCCGUGCACUUUACUAUCGUUGCUUCUGGUGUUCGACUGGCUGCGAAGUUUGACAAGCAUAUUAUCAGUACCGAGCAAGUGACUAGGCUCUUCGCCCAGUUUGAAACAGUUCUACGCCAAGUUAGCUCGCCAAUCAAUUCCUCUUCAAGCUUGACCGAUAUCGAUACCAUCAGCAAUGACGAACUCCGAACUGUUUCUGCUUGGAAUAACACAUCUUAUGAGAAUGUGCAGGGUCUUGUCCACGAGCUCAUUUCUCGAACAGUCCAAGCAAUGCCAGACUCCCCUGCCAUCUCCUCUUGGGAUGGAGAGCUUACUUACCGUCAGCUUGAUCGGCUCUCAACUCGUCUAGCCCACCAGUUAGUUCAACUUGGCGUUAGACCUGGAGUCAUUGUGCCUCUUUACUUUGAAAAGUCCAUGUGGAUGCCGGUUUCCGUGGUAGCUGUAAUGAAGGCUGGCGGGGCAGGCGUGAUGAUUGACUGCACACAGCCUAUCGAGCGAGCUUCUGGCAUUUUUAGCCAGGUAAAUGCAAAACUUGUUCUCACAUCGGAAAGUAACAUCGAGCGAGCUACGCAAUUUGAAGGGCUGCAACUCCUGGUCGUUAAUAAAGCUUCUAUAGACACCUUUCCAAAUCCAGAUAUAGAACUUUCUCUACUGGAGCGAGUCCAACCUUCGAACCUGGUCUACGUUUCCUUUACAUCAGGAAGUACGGGCAAGCCGAAGGGUGCUAUGAUCACGCAUUCCUGCUUUGCAUCCGCUAUCCAGCACCAACAAAAAGCUCAUGGAUUUAGGGCAGGUCAAAGAGUCUAUGAUUUUGCCUCCUACGCAUUCGAUGUCAGCUGGUCAAACUUGCUGCACUCACUCACAUCUGGCAGCUGCUUGUGCAUUCCAUCAGAGCAUCAAAGAAAGAACUCCCUUUCUGAUUCCAUCAGAGACAGUAAAGCUACUUUGAUAAACGCAACACCCACCAUUCUGCGUCAUCUCAGCCCCAAAGAACUCCCAGAUUUGGAACAAGUUUUGAUGGGAGGAGAAGCCUGGUCUGAGGCCGAUUUUGGUGACUGGAUCGACAACAAGAAGCUGAUGAACAGCUAUGGUCCAGGUGAAUCUACCGUAAAGGCCUGCAUCAUUCGCGCUGUCCGAGGCAUGGUUCCCAAUACCAUUGGUACCGGGAUAGGUCUAACCACCUGGAUCGUGAGAGUCGAUGGCUCCGACAGACUUGCACCAUUGGGUUCCGUUGGCGAGCUUUGGCUCGAAGGUCCCCAAUUAGCGCAUGGUUAUAUAGGAGACGAGUCAAAGACCGCUGCUUCAUUUGUGACAAGGCCUAAGUGGACGCAGGACAAUGGUCAGCCAUGCCGUUUCUACCGUACUGGAGAUCUAGUUCGCUACGAGCCAGAUGGUACACUGGUUUUCGUUGGUCGAAAAGACUCUCAAGUUAAGAUCCGUGGCCAACGUACAGAACUUGGAGAAAUCGAGCACAGUAUUCAAAAAGCCCUUCUUGUUGGCGAUCUUCGGGCUCAGAUCAUUGCCGAUGUCUUCAAACCCCACAAUAGCGAUAACCCGAUUCUCGUUGCAUUCUUGAAAGCCGAGGAAACUGAAUCCUGGCACAAGCUUGCCGGCCUGGACGAGCGACUCGCAAAACUUGUACCCGAAUACAUGAUCCCUACCGCUUAUAUUACCUUACAGGAUUUUCCUAUGACUGCUACAGGCAAGAUUCACCGCAGGUCUCUGCGUGAGACCUACGCGAAAAAGACACUUGAGCAACUUGUUGCACUAGAUGCAUUUCGCGUGUCUGGCCAUCGUGCCCCGAGCACUGCAUCCGAGAAGCUCCUUCAGGAUCUUUGGGCUGAGAUUCUUAGUAUUGGUCUGGCAACUAUCUCGGCUGACGAAAGCUUCCUCCGGAUUGGGGGUGAUUCUCUUGGAGCAAUGCGGCUUGUCAGUGCUGCACGAAAACGAGGCCUUGUACUCAGUGUCGCUGAUAUCUUCAAGCAGCCGAAGCUUAGCGCUCUUGCAAAGAUAAUUGAAGUGCAAAAACCGUCAUUGCAGCUGAAUUGUUCUAGCUUUGAGGCUUUCUCACUACUUGACGGGAAGACCUCACAAGAAGAAGUAAAAAGUCAAGUCGCACGCCUCUGCGGUCUUGACUCCGCUGCGGUCGAAGACGUUUUCCCUUGCACACCUUUACAGGCUGGGCUACUGGCUGAGACUGUCCGACGCCCAGGUGAUAAUGUAUUGACUGAGACAUGGGAACUUAAAAAGGAAAUCGACAUUUCCCGUCUUCGUGCCGCAUGGCAGAAGGUUGUCAGAGCAAACCCUAUUCUACGAACCAGGAUUGUUGAUAUCGGUCAGCACGGCCUUGUCCAGGUCAUUGUUCGCUGUGAAAAAUGUGAGAUUGAAGGUAUAUCAGCGCCAGAAUUUGGUCUUGGUACGCCUUUGGUAUUCUAUGAGAUUUCAAAGUCUUGCUUUUCAUGGAGAAUUCACCACGCUCUCUAUGAUGGGUGGUCCAUGCCCCUCAUUUUCGGCUCCUUAGUCAAGAGCUACCAAGCAGAAACAAUCCAGGAAGCUCCCCCUUUUCAGGCAUUUAUAAAGCAUGUCAAAACUCGCAGUCAUACAGAAGCAGAGGAGUUCUGGAGGAAUGAAUUCCGCGAUUUUGACGCACAAAAAUUCCCCGUCCUUCCCUCAAAGACCUAUAAGCCAAGAUGCGAUGCACGCUUGAAGCUUGAGAUCAAGGAUAUUGCUUUGGAUGGUGAUUACACGGCAUCAACGAAGAUUCGACUUGCCUGGGCCAUCCUACUGUCGACAAUCACGAACUCCACAGACGCCUCGUUCGGUGCAACCGUGUCCGGUAGACAAGCAAAUGUACCUGGUAUUGAGGAUAUGACUGGGCCUACCAUUGCCACAGUACCGUUGCGAUUGGCAAUUGAUCGUUCAAAGACCGUAAAAGACUUACUUCAGCAAGUUCAAUUACAAGCCGCAGAAAUGAUGCCAUUUGAACAAGUUGGUAUCCAGCAGAUACGGCGUGUCAGCGAGGAUUGUAACCUUGGAUGCCAGUUCCAAUCGCACAUGGCUAUUCAGACUGGAGGCAAAUACAACACAAAGGAUGCUCUGUUCAAGUCUGCUUCUUUGCCAACUGAAACUGCCGAUGCCGACCCUUUCAAACUCUAUGCUAUCUGCUUGGACUUCGUCCUUCAGCCAAACAGCAUUUGUCUCCGCGCCAGUUACGACUCUACUGUCGUGCCUCCAACUCAGUUCCGCCGUCUUGCAGACAGAUUCGAAAACAUAUUGAGGCAGAUUUGUUUGCCUGAAGUUCAGGCCAAGUCACUUUCUCUGCUCAAUACCAGCAGCUUGAGAGAUCUUGAACAAAUCAGGAGCUGGAACGAUACUAUUCUAGAAAGGUCCGACCAAACUAUCCACGAGAUUUUUGGACAAGUUGCCGCGAAGCAGCCCGGGGCUCCAGCAGUCUGCUCAUGGGAUGGCGAUUUCACCUAUGGCCAGUUGGAUGAGAUAUCAACACGAAUUGCCCACGAACUUCUCCGAAAUGGGCUUCCGCAAAGUGGCCAACGCAUUGUACCUUUGUUCUUUGAAAAGUCGAAAUGGACAUCGGUCUGCCAAAUGGCAGUCAUGAAAGCCAACGGUACUUCGGUGGCGCUCGAUGCUACAUUGCCCACUGGCCGUCUGCAGAUGGUCAUGAACCUUGCCAAACCCCAAAUCGUACUCACAUCUGCUGCGCAGGUAUCUCGAGCACGAGAGUUGGCACCUUCAACUGCGCGGAUCAUAGUCGUGAGUGACACGCAGGUGCCUACUUUCAGCCUCUCUGGAGAUCUGUGCCUGCCAGCUGUGAACCCAGAUACUUGGCUCUAUGUGGUCUUCACUUCCGGAUCGACCGGCAUUCCCAAAGGUGCAAUAAUCAACCACUCGAAUUUCACCAGUGCCCUUAAGUAUGGUCAGACGACGCUAAAGUUCGGUCCUCAUACUCGCACAUACGACUUUGUGUCUUAUGCCUUUGACGUAUCCUGGCUCAAUGUGCUGUAUACUCUUUGCGCUGGUGGGUGUCUCUGCGUUCCUUCUCAUUAUGAGAUCCAAAAUGAGCCCAAGGAGGCUAUUUCCCGCAGAAAUGCAAACACCGCAUUCAUCACCCCUACAGUUGGUAAAUUGCUGCAUGGAACAGAACUCAAAGUUAUCAACUACGGUGGUGAAAACUUACCGCGUGACGAAAUUAACUAUUGGAGGGACCGGGCUCAUAUUAUCCACUCGUAUGGUCCAUCUGAAUGCACGCCGAUUUCGAUUUCCCACAAUCUGGAUCCCACACGCAGCCGUGUGAUCAUUGGCAAGGGUCUCGGAGUACGAACAUGGGUCGUUGAGCCAGAGUACGGCAAUUCUUUGGCAGCCGUGGGCGACAUUGGCGAGCUUUGGCUUGAAGGACCUCUUGUUGGUCAAGGUUAUCUUAACGAUCCAGAUAAAACAGAGACAUCAUUCCCAACGAAUCCUGAAUGGCUCAUGCAGGGCGGUUCUGACUUUGCUGAUCACUGUGGGCGUAUGUAUCGAACAGGUGACCUGGUCCGAUACGAAGAAGAUGGCAACCUGGAGUUCAUUGGGCGCAAGGACGCGCAGAUCAAGAUUCGCGGACAGCGCGUGGAGCUUGAGGAAAUAGGGCACCAUGUCCUUGAUGCUAUCGGUGAGGCUACAGCAUCCCAGGUCGUUGUGGAUAUCAUCAAACUAGCCGACUCCAAUGAAUCUGUCCUAGUCGCCUUCGUUGAGCUCUCGCAAGAGAGAAUUAUUCCUGGCACACCAAAAGCGCAAUCUUACGCACAGGAACUUGCUGCUUCCACCAAAGAUCGCUUGUCAGCAACAGUACCAAGUUAUAUGAUCCCGAAUGCAUAUAUGAUUGUGGACAGUAUUCCAAAUACGGCAUCUGGAAAGAUUGACCGUGGUAAGCUGCGCAAAGCUGCGUUGUCAAUGCAAAAGGAGGAUCUCCUCCAAGCAGAUAGCAUUGAAAGACGUGCUCCAGAAACAUCGGAGGAGGUGAAGCUCCAUGCUCUUGUUGCACAAGUGCUUUCUUGGGAUGAGCAAUCUUUUGGAAUGGACAACAACUUUAUUCAGCUUGGGGGCGAUUCUAUCAGCGCCAUGAGGCUGGCUUCACUCGCCCGCGACAAAUCAAUCUUCCUGACAGUCGCGGAUAUCCUUACCAAAGACCGGAUCGCUGAUCUUCUCGAGACAGAUCAGGAGACAGAGCUCGAGAAGGAAAGCGAACAGGCGCGCUUCGCCUUGUUAGAUACCACAGACCCGAGUGCUUUUGUCGAGGAAGUAGUGAUGUCACAAGUUCAAUCUGGUCAUGGUAAGCUUAUCGAUGUUCUACCGACGACAGACAUGCAAUCGACGUAUCUCAGAGACAACCUUCAUGGGCCCCGGCGAUCCUGGUUCUACAGCUACAUUGACUUUGCCGAAAUUCUGGAUGAGAAUCGUCUAAUCCAAAGUUGUGAGCAAUUGGUUGAGCACUGCGACAUCUACAGGACAGCUUUUGUUCGGUGCGGUGAUUCCUUCUUCCAGGCUGUCUUUGACUCCUGGAGGCCCAACAUCGAUGUUAUUGACGGCGUUGAAUCCGUUGAAGAUGCAUUCGACCAGCUUGUAGGAGAAGAGGUGAAGAUGCCAGCUUCCCUGGGAGCUCCUUUGGUACAGUUCAAGCUCAUUCGUGAGCAAAGUGCAAAGGCAAAACUCGUCUUCAGCAUGUCGCAUGCAAUCUACGACGCGAUUAGCUUCGGUCAGACUCUCCAGGCUUUGGCUGAUAUCUAUCAUGGCACGACUCCGGACAUCAAAGACUUUAGGCGCUACGUUGGCCACAUUCAAUUGCAUAAGACGGACAGUUACUCGUACUGGCGCAAGACACUCCAGGACUCCUCGAUGACCGUGCUACCAUGCAAUUCGACGGUAUCUGCACAGGACGGCCCGCCCACUGUGCUUGUACGCUCUGUCCCUAUGCCUAAACCACCUUUUGGCAUUACGCAGGCUUCUCUCUUCACCUUGGCCUGCGCCUCCACCCUCAGCCGCCUUACCGGUUCCUUGGACGUUACCUUGGGCCGUGUUGUCUCCGGCCGUGCCACCGUUCCGGCUUCUCUACAGAACGUCGUCGGUCCUUGCUUAAAUCGCCUGCCUGUCCGCGUACAAUUCACUCCCGGUCAGACCAAGACAGAGCAGCUCGCGGUCCUUCAAAAGCAGCAGACAGAGAGUCUCGCGCACGAAACGACGGGUCUGUCGGACAUUUCCAAGCACUGUACAGACUGGUCGUUGGACACAAAGGACUUUGGCUGCUGGAUACAGUAUCAGAACGUUGAUGAGGAGCCCGUACUGGGUCUGCCUGGUGCUCUGGGCGGCCUCGGCAAUAAGAGGAUGUGGGAUAUCCCGGUUGCUGCCGACUUUUUGGAAAUUUUUGCGAUUCCGAGUGGUCACGGUAUGCUUACGGUGAGGAUUAUUGCAGGAACUGGUUAUGCAGAUCGUGUAAAGGCCGAGUUGCUUGAGGGAGUUUGUGCGGAGUUGGCCGAUAUAUUUGAUUGAGUUGUCAGCUAGGGUUGUCAUUUUGCUUUAUUAUUCAAACUUCAAUAUAUAUAUAUAGUUAUAUAUAUCCGUUUAAUGAUAUUUAAGAAUUAUGCCUAC